AUGACACGUUUCCUACCGCUUGCACUCAGCCUUGUCGCUGGGUUGCAUAUUCUUGCGGUCUCUGGCCAAGAGAGCGCUGCUUCCUGCAUUGGCCGUUGUACGAAUACUAUACGCAACAACUUUGCCGACUUGAAGUGUCCAGAUGCCAAUGCUGCAGCAUGCUUCUGCCAGAACCCAACUUUUCCUUCCGCUAUCCUGCAGUGCAGCAGUCACUGUGGCGCAACCUGGGAUAUGAUUUCGACCUAUCUUGUGGGGGAUUUCUGCAAGAACCAGCAGCUCGCAAGUCCAACUACUGGGUCACCACCUAGCACUACGUCAGCGUCACCUGCGGCCACGACUGUGGCAUCCACAAGCCCUGCACCGACGACAUCUGCGUUGCCAACUACGUCGGUAGAAGUCCCGUCUACAUCUACGAGCAGCAUCGCUAUUGCGCCGAGCACGUCUGCCAGCUCGGUCGCAUCACUUCUUCCCAGUGAAGGUGGGGCGGCCUCAGCCACCAAAUCGGCGGACCCCUCCACCGCUGGAACGGUACCGACGUCAUCUUCAUCGUCUACGAGCUCCAGUACUGCCGAAAGCGCCAGCCCGUCUGCUACGGCUGCUGAAGGCUCAGCUUCCAGCGGGCUCUCGCAAGCUGCCGUCGCUGGCAUUGGCAUUGGCGUCGGAGCAGCCGUAAUCGCUGUUAUUGGCGCAAUCAUCUGCAUGCUGCUCAAACGUCGCAAGAACAAGAAUGGGCGCAACAACGACAACAUGGAAAUCUCGAAGCCGCUGCCUGGCUCUGGUAGAACGUACUCGUCUCGACAAGACAACUACCGCGGAGGUCGAGAUGCUUCAUUCGAGAAAUACAAUGACAUUGAAAUGACCUCGAACCGAUACGAGGACAUGAUACCUCGAACCCAACCGCGAACAAUGGUUUAG
Molecule: messenger RNA, 915 nt
Organism: Ustilaginoidea virens
Lineage: Eukaryota; Fungi; Ascomycota; Sordariomycetes; Hypocreales; Clavicipitaceae
Exons: 3
Coding region: 1-915 (304 amino acids)
Source: RefSeq, a predicted model, not a curated record